AUGCAGCCCGCAGACGGGAAUCUCGAGCUGAGUAGUUUCUGUUGGGCUCGGAUUCAGCUUGCCACGAGAUUUCCAGUUCUGUUCUGCUUCGGAAUGAAUGACAGCAACGGUGAAGUAAUCAGUGCUGAAAGAGAGAACUCUGCAGAAGCCGUUCCGGACCACACUAGACCGGAUAAAACGAAGCUGAUAUGCUUCUGGCAUAGUGGUCGUUCAGCAGCAAGUUUUUGCGUGACAUUUUCGCUUUACUUGAAAUUGCUCUAG
This is a messenger RNA of Brugia malayi, 261 nucleotides long. RefSeq lists its product as uncharacterized. The record is from RefSeq and is a predicted model, not a curated record. NCBI's taxonomy places the organism in Eukaryota, Metazoa, Nematoda, Chromadorea, Rhabditida, Onchocercidae. The transcript has 2 exons. The coding region runs from base 1 to 261 and encodes 86 amino acids.